AUGUCUGGUGUUGAUGUGGUGGAGAAGAAGAAGAUAAAUUCGAAUCCGAAUAGGAGGAGGGUGAGGGGGGAGGAGGAGGAGAGGAGGAGGAGGAGGGAGGGGAGGGAGAGGGAAGGGAGGAAUAUAUACGUUUAUGCGCCGCAGGCUAGGGAAAAGCACCGGUCGCCGAGGAGGGAGGAGGUGAGGGGGGAGCCGUGUAGUGGGGAGGAGGAGUUGUCGGCGGUAGAGGAGGAGAGGGAUGGGGAGAGGAGGGAUGGGAGUGAGGGGAGGGAGAGGCGCUCGUCGGGACAUCGGAGGCGCAGGCGUCCGGUGGAAGAAGAUGGGACGGCGCGGCAUAGGUCGUCGGCGUCGUUGAGUCGGAGUAAGACGUCUAGCCACCGUAAGGAUUCGAGUCAGCCGUUGAACUUUCUGCGAAGGAGCUUCUCCUCCGCCAGCGCGCGUCCCGACACUCGACCCGUCAUCAAGAGAGCGCAUACUACGAGUAAUACCCAUCUCCCGAAGAAGACGUACGAGUCCACCGGGCCCCCACAAACCCCUAAACGAUCUAUAUUCCUCGACAUGUUCACACCAGGCAUCAAAGAAGAAGAGCCCGUGAAACUCGUCGAAUGCCUCACCUGCCUCUCGGACGACAUCCCGCGCCGCAAAUCCGCCAAACUCAAAUGCGGCCACCGCAUGUGCCACUCCUGCCUGCGCCGAAUCUUCAAACUCUCCGUCACAGACCCCCAACACAUGCCACCCAAAUGCUGUACCGCCGACUGCAUCCCCCUAAAACACGUCGACAAGCUCUUCGACAUCCCGUUCAAGAAGUUGUGGAACCGGAAGUUCCAGGAGUAUACUACUAAGAACCGGAUUUACUGCCCGUCGCGGCGGUGCGGGGAGUGGAUAAAGCCGGGGAAUUAUCAUGAUGAUGGGAAGGGGGGGAGGUAUGGGAAGUGUGGGAGGUGUAAGACGAGGGUUUGUGUGAAGUGUAGUGGGAAGUGGCAUGGGAGGAGGGAGUGUGCGGGGGAUGAGGAGACGAAUCGGUUGUUGGAGGCGGCGAAGGAGGCGGGGUGGCAGAGGUGUUAUAGUUGUCGGACGAUGGUGGAGUUGAAGGAGGGGUGUAACCAUAUGACUUGCCGCUGCACAGCAGAAUUCUGCAUGCUCUGCGGUCUCAAAUGGAAAACCUGCGCCUGUCCCUGGUUCAACUACGACAACAUCGCCGACAACGACCGGCUUGGGCACAUGCGCAUCCCUAUGCCCCACCCACCUCCCCAACCACCCGGCGCCUUCCCCGACCCCGGCGUCAUCCACAUCCCAUUCCCACCCCCUCCUCAACCCCGCCCACCGCGCCUCCGUCGCCAGAAUCAGGACGAUUUAGUCAGGGGAAUGAGGGGGUUGGAUAUCGACCCCGCCGCACCACCUGCACCACCCCCACCCGCGCCGCCGGUGGCGGACUGGAACUUUGGCUUCGGAGUCGGCAACGCAGCAGGCCACCACAUGAAUGAAACCUAUCGCCGACCCGUCCCCCUACCGCACCAGGAUGUUUACGUUGCCCGCGGAGACGCGUAUUCGCCGCCUGCACCAGCACCGGCACCAUCGCCACCAACACCCGCAGCGCAGUUAGCAGCGCAUGCAGCGGUGUCCUCGCAAGCUGCUACGCUGGCGAGGGAGAGGGAGAUGAGGCAGGAAAGUCGGAGGAGGAAGAGGGAGGUUGUGGAGGAGAGGGCGAGGAGGGAGGAAGCUGAACGGGUGGCGAGGGAGGAGAGGAGGAGGAGGAGGAGGGAGAGGGAGGCUGCUGCUGCUGCUGCGGUGGCGGCGGAGGCGGAGGUUAGGAGAGAGGCGAGGGAGAAGGAGGGGGUGAGGAGUAGUGUUAUGGCUGGUCUGGGGGGACGGGGGAGGGGAAGCGGGAGGGUGGGGGCGUGGAGGACGCAUGUGGGAUUGGGGGUGGAGCCGGAGGAGGGGGUUAUUAGCGUUGUUUAGGGGUGUAGGAUUUUUUGGGGAUACGUUUUGGAUAGGUAGGUGGGAUUUGUUUUUGGAAGAUGGUAGGGGGGAAGGAGGAUGGCGAUUUGGUAAGGAUUUAUUUAUUGGCCAUUGUGUCUUUUUGAGGGGAGGAUUUAGCGGGAUUGAAGCGGAUUGGAUUGGAUGCUGUGUAAGUUAGGGGGAUUAUGAAUUAUGAUGAUUGUAUUCGUUCAUCUGUCUGUCUAGCUUAGCUAGUCGAAGCUGUUAGGGACAAACCCUCGUUGUGGCCACCAUCUUCUUUAAAGAGAACUAUGGCGAAUACAAAAUGGCCGAAGUCGUCGAAUUCGGGCUUUGUAUUCUUAACCACCAACUCAGGGCGGGUAUUGUCUGUCCCUCCAACUCCCUUCGCACUUCCCACUGACA
This is a messenger RNA of Pseudogymnoascus verrucosus, 2361 nucleotides long. RefSeq lists its product as uncharacterized. Gene Ontology annotation, cellular component: cytoplasm; ubiquitin ligase complex. The record is from RefSeq and is a predicted model, not a curated record. Gene Ontology annotation, biological process: protein polyubiquitination; ubiquitin-dependent protein catabolic process; positive regulation of proteasomal ubiquitin-dependent protein catabolic process. The transcript has 4 exons. Lineage: Eukaryota; Fungi; Ascomycota; Leotiomycetes; Thelebolales; Thelebolaceae. Gene Ontology annotation, molecular function: ubiquitin protein ligase activity; zinc ion binding; ubiquitin conjugating enzyme binding. The coding region runs from base 1 to 1959 and encodes 652 amino acids.